AAAAUUCCCUUGUUUCUUCUUACAUUGUUAAUCUUCACUCUUUUCUACUACAAGUUUCUCCAAUUGCAUGCGAAAAAGUUUGAUUGUCUUAAUCUUCUUUGUAUCAUGGUUUGCUUUAUUCCAUAUAUGACUGACAGUUUCCUUUUCACCUUUUGGAGAAUGAAUAAUCGAUGAAACUCAGUUUGUUUUCAUCUACAAAGGUAAAAAAUCUAGUUAACCAUGUCAAGGCAACCUCAACUUCCACCUCGGUGCCCUAUCUCAAAGACAAAUUUCCCAAUUUAUGAUCCGAGCAAUCAGCCACGGCUCCAGAAAACUGUAUCAGAAAGUUUUGUUUUUGAAGAACAUCCCGACUGGCUAGACGAUCUGUUAGGUGAUUGUGAACCAGGUUUAAAACUUAAGUCUCAUCGUAGGGCAUCUAGUGAUUCUGGAACUGUUUUGGAUGGGCUUGUUGAGUUUGAAAAAGAUGAUAAAAUUGGAACUUCAUCAUCUUCUUCUUCUUCAUUGGAGUCUGGUUGCAUAUAUGGCCCUAACUCACCUAGGAGCAAGGACAAAGUAUCAUCCAUUCAAGAAACUGCUAUAGUUUCUGCUUUAUCAGAGUACGCCUCUCAUGCUCCUCUGCAACUUGAUUCAGUUGUACAACUACAAGAUUCAACUGAUGAACUUAAUAUGGAGGCUAAACCAUUUAAAAGGCACUCUGCUCAAAGGUCACGAGUCCGUAAACUCCUGUAUAUAGCAGAACUAGAAAGAACUGUUGAAAAAUUUCAGAAUAUCGUGUCAGAAUUGGGUAUUAGAGUUGAUUCUCUUGUAAAACAACAUGUCUAUUUGUCAGUGGAGAACAAGCAACUAAAACACAAGUUGUCCAGAGUACAACAAGAAAAAUUUCUCAUGGAACGCCAAUACCAGUCUAUGAGAAAUGAAAUUGAGGGAUUGAAACGUUAUGCCAAUAGCAGCAAGAUAAAAGCACAUUUUAGGUCAAAUUCUGCUGGUGAUUCUGAGAAAUUGCAUACUUGGCACAUGAUUGACAUGGGCAAGCUUCAAAUUAACUGAAACAUUUUUUACUUUGUGUCACUUUUGAUGUUGAACAUUAGACUUCAAAUCCGUUCCAAGUUAAAAAGUUCCAAAACUUUUAUUCAA
Molecule: messenger RNA, 1134 nt
Organism: Lactuca sativa (garden lettuce)
Lineage: Eukaryota; Viridiplantae; Streptophyta; Magnoliopsida; Asterales; Asteraceae
Product: bZIP protein
Biological process (GO): regulation of DNA-templated transcription
Molecular function (GO): DNA-binding transcription factor activity
Source: RefSeq, a predicted model, not a curated record